AAUUCUCAGUAAAGACUCCAUGGAGCUCGUAAAAUUGAUGAUGACUGCCAAAAAGGGUGACAGGAAGUGAAAAACAAAGCAAAAGUCUGUGAAAAAGUGCAUUAGAAAUGUACAAUUUCAACGGGGAUUUCCGGAGGCGUCCUGAGCAAAAUUUCAGUGGGCAAUCACGAAAGCCAGAUCGUGAGUCCGUGAUUAGGAAGGCUCAGUUGGAACGCUUGAAGAGAGAGGAGGCUCGAUUACAGGAGACAAGUGCUUUUGUCAUUCAAUCCUUCUUCCGGAGCUGCCACCAGAGGCAGACAGUCAAAGCAAUUGAACGGGGUAACUUCGAUGCCUACAGCCCUGCUCAAAAUGCCCAAGUGUCCGUACAGCAGCUGGAUUAUCUGCUCAAAAGAUUCAUUUUCUUCUAUGAUCACUCAAGGACUGACGAUGGUCAGAGAUUGCUGAAAAUCUGCGAAUUAGUGAUUCAGGAUGCUGAAACCGUAUGCCACAAUGUUUUGCGUCAUACCAUUUGGAAGUAUCGUCUUCAGAGGCUUCUCCACAUUGCUCUCAGACAAUUGCAUGCAUCCCUCAAUCCCCCACCCAUUUUGCUCCAGAUCUAUGAGAUCUUCAUCGUCAACGAGUCUCCAGCGCCAUGGCAUCAGAUUGUCGUGGAGAUCCUCAAGUAUCUGCUACAGAGAAAUUUCUUUCUCUACUUGAGAGCUAUUAUUGAUGGGCAGAGUGGCUUAAUUCCCACAAAUCCUGCAGAUAUCUCACCCAAUUUACCCUGUUUUCGAUACCUCCAGCUCACCAUGAAGCCUCUGUAUCUCAUUCAGUAUGCAGAGGAUGAGAAUUUCAGUGUUUCUGUUCUAUACAACUUCCUGAGGCACAUUCUUAGUCCAGAAUUGACGAGAUCUAGCAAAAUCCUCCUGCUUCCGUACAUUGUCACCUGCAAGAGAUUUCCCUACAUGAAGUUCCUCACAUAUCUUUCAUCUCUAUCGUCAUCUGAGGAGAGUAAUCAACUUUUUGGUAGUUCACUCCUCUAUUCCCUCCUCUACAUCGAUCGUCACUACCUGGAUCUAGUGAAGAAUGACGAGACAAAGUCACAUUACCUCAAGAGUCUCUCCCAGAUUCUCAAUUGCAGCGUCCGGCAUUUUGCCGAGAAGCGCCUUGAGGGUCAGAUGGAGAGUCAGAGUGAUAGUGACGAUGAGGAGAAUAUCUCAGUGGCAAUGACGGAAGUCACUGUGGAGGAGGAUGCUCUGAGGGAGAGUGUAAAAAUUUUAGGAGAUUCUCGACAUCUCAAUAAAAUUGCCGAAUUUGUUGAUACUCUCGUGGAUGAUCAUGAAGCCAUUUCUGCCACAUGUCACAUCUGCAAUAGUCUAAUGGUGUACGGGAGACUCUCCUCCACUGGAUCCAGUCACCUACUCCUGCGCAUUCUGGCUGAAAGAUCAAAGUUCAUUCGUGGCAUUUGGGCUAGUGUUGAACUGCUGAGCCGGAAUCUUUCCAGCUCCUUCACAAGCGCCAUUGUCCGAUGUGCAGACACCUCAGUUCCCCUCCUGACCACCUUCUGUACCCUCCUGAGCCAGAAGAUCUCCACCCUUCACGAUGAAGAAUUCAUUGCUGGCCACGAACUCAACAGUUCCAUGCCCUUCAACAUUGGCCAAAUCAUCGAAGUGAGCUACAGACUGACCAUUCUCUGCUUAGAGCUCAUCGAUCUAGCCUUUCCAGAAACCAAGAUCACCCUCAAGAACAACUACAAACCCAUCAUUGAUCCCUCUGGUCAGAAUAUCAGUGAGACGACAAUGGAACUGGAGAGGGAUACAAAAUGGCGACACAUCUUCAAGGUCUGUGUGACUCUUCUCAGACAAAUCUAUAACAGGGAUCUUCGGCUGUCCUUCUGCCCGCCAAAUCACUGGGAAAUACCCUCAUUCAAUCUCGUAAUGGAUAAAAGUGCCAAUAUUUUCUACCUCCAGCACAGUGUCCAGGAUGAUCUCAUUUCUCUCAGUGCUCCUGCUGCAGAGUCCACAAGUGAUCAGAUGCCAGCGAUGACAGACAAUGGAGGAAUUCCCAUGACAGCCAAACAAAUCAGAUCCAUCAAAAUCCUCAAGGAGAUUCCCUUCACAAUCUCCUUCAACAGUCGCGUUGUUAUGUUCCAAGAAUUGCUCUCAGUUGACAAAAUCAGAGCUCAACGAGAGCCUCAUAGAUUUUUCGUGGAGCCUCUUGUGCACAUAACUGUUAGACGAUCUCAUCUUUACGAGGACUCCUUCAAUAAAUUAUCCUAUGAAAAUGAACCGGAUUUCCAUGGAAAAUUCAAGGUGCAGAUGAUAAAUGCAGCGGGAUUAGAGGAAGUUGGGAUAGACGGUGGUGGAAUUUUUAGGGAGUUUCUCUCUGAGCUGCUCAAGACAGCUUUUGAUCCCCAUCGUGGCUUCUUCAUGAUCACCACUGACAACAAACUCUAUCCUAAUCCCGGAGCUGCCAAGAUCGUUGAGGACUUCCGGGAACAUUACUAUUUCAUUGGGAGGAUACUGGGAAAGGCUCUGUAUGAGAAUUUAUUGGUAGAAGUUCCACUUGCGGAUUUCUUUCUCUCCAAAUUGGUCAGCAAGUACUCCGAUGUGGAUAUCAAUCAACUGGCUUCCCUGGAUCCUGUGCUGCACCGGAAUCUUCUGUCUCUGAAGGCUUUCGAUGGGGACGUGAGUGAACUUGGGUUGGACUUUACGGUGGUUUGUGAGGAAUUGGGAGAGACGAGAGUGGUGGAAUUGAAGCCAAAUGGGAACAAUAUUAGCGUGUCGAAUCACAAUAGGAUGGAAUAUAUUCAUCUGAUGGCCGAUUAUAAGCUAAACAGACAGAUCCGACCUCAGUGUCUGGCCUUCAGGGAGGGCCUGCAAAAUGUCAUUCCCACAGAAUGGCUGUCGAUAUUCAGCAACAAGGAACUGCAGCUGCUCAUAUCUGGAGCUGAGCAUUCAAUCUGUGUGGAGGAUCUCAAGUGUCACACGAAAUACGGAGGAAAUUACACUGCGGACCAUCCUACAAUUAAAAUCUUCUGGCAAGUCAUUGAGAGUUUCACGGAUAUACAGAAAAGGCAAUUUUUGAAAUUUGUCACGAGCUGUUCGAGGCCACCGCUCCUGGGAUUCCGGGUAAGAUGCUCCGCAAACAAAGAAAAUCCUAAAGAUUUCUACCAAAUUCAAUUUCUUUUUCAGGACCUCGAUCCUCCCUUCUGCAUUCAGGAUGCUGUGAACACAGAGAGACUCCCCUCGGCUAGUACGUGUCUAAACCUACUCAAACUGCCCCCAUUCCAGAACGAGGAGACUCUCCGGAUCAAAUUACUUUAUGCUAUUGAUAGUGGUUCUGGCUUUGAACUAAGUUAACUUAUUCGUGUAAUUCUCACGCAAGAUUGUACCUAUUACUUUAUUUGGAAGGAUUAUACAAUAAAAUAUCGUGAAAUCUCUCUGGGAA
Phlebotomus papatasi is the source of this 3429-nucleotide messenger RNA. RefSeq names its product ubiquitin-protein ligase E3C. NCBI's taxonomy places the organism in Eukaryota, Metazoa, Arthropoda, Insecta, Diptera, Psychodidae. Gene Ontology annotation, biological process: ubiquitin-dependent protein catabolic process; protein polyubiquitination. The record is from RefSeq and is a predicted model, not a curated record. Bases 108 to 3341 code for a protein of 1077 amino acids. Gene Ontology annotation, molecular function: ubiquitin protein ligase activity. The transcript has 5 exons.